Pestalotiopsis fici W106-1 is the source of this 1737-nucleotide messenger RNA. RefSeq lists its product as uncharacterized. Lineage: Eukaryota; Fungi; Ascomycota; Sordariomycetes; Amphisphaeriales; Sporocadaceae. Gene Ontology annotation, molecular function: DNA binding; zinc ion binding. The transcript has 5 exons. Bases 1 to 1737 code for a protein of 578 amino acids. Gene Ontology annotation, biological process: DNA-templated transcription. The record is from RefSeq and is a predicted model, not a curated record.
AUGACUCAGGACACGACCCUCGAUACGACUCAUGGUCAUCAGUGUGAGAACGUGGCAUCAACUUCUUCUGAGAGAUCACUGCAUCCAUCGGUCGACUCGCCCGUCGAUCAAGCGAGUCUCCCCGUCCGACCUGAAAUCAGCUCUAGAGACCAGAUCGAAGGCACAUCUGUUGGUCAGCAAGCAGUUUCAGCCGGCAAUCGCUUACAGUCGACAAACAUUUGCUCUUCAAAUCAUGGAAACCCAAGGGAGGGCCCCUCUGCCGCACCCAGUGUUGACCAAAGUCCCAUAGCGGCUAGGUGCGAGGCACAAACUUACUUCCAAAAAGAAUUAGCACAUAAUCAUCGACUUGGGGCCUAUGAGCGUGAAGUUUUCCAAGUCGCACUUGACACUAUUUCGCGGUGUGCUAGAGGCAAUGAAGAACCCCCUGCUGAGACGGAAGAAUCUGCGCCAGACGACCGGGACCUUGGUCAUGCUUCAAUGUAUCCAUCUGACGAAGUCGUAUGCUUCCUUUCCACAGUGUCACAAACUAUUGCGGGUGCAUUCUAUUUUGAAAUCACCUCAUUCAUAUCUAGGACGUCUUUCGAACGCAUGGCUUACAGCCUCAUCGAUGGGCGGAGCUCAGAUUUUACCCGAGCCGAGUACCUUGUUUGCGUUAAUUUCUACAUGCUCACAUCGAUCGGACUAGAAGAGACAGAUCACAGUGAUUUGAUCAAAGAAAGGAUGCGGCUACUGCGAGAGAGGUACAGAAGGAAUGCGUUCAGGGCGCUCAAAAGCAUCAGUGUACUCAGUCCACCGAGCCUUUCCCUUCUCCAAGCUCUCCUGUGUGGUGCUAUGCUUUUUCUGAUGGCCGGUGAAAUCGCAAAAUGCGCGCAGUUAAGCUCGUUUGCGUGCCUUGUUUGCACUCAUCUCGGCGGACGUUUUUUCGCCGAUCUGGCUGCUAGUUCGUCGAAGGAAGAUUCCCUGGAGAUUCGCCAGUGCUUGAGCCACUGCUUCAUUAUGGACAAAUCUUUGGCAAUGUCACUUGGCCGUCGCUCAUUCUUGCCGGACAUGGAAGUGAACGCGACCUUGCUCAUGCCCGUGGUACCCGAGAUGCCGAGUGCGCCAGUAUCCAACAUAUACCUAGAGCUCGCUAAAGUGCAGGGUGAAAUUGCUCGUGAGAUGCGGCUGCAGCAGGGUACUUGCACGGGUGAAGCAGCAUUGGGUGUUGUUCAGGCCUUGCGGUCAAGAAUGGAGAUAAUUCGCUCAAAGUCUAUCGAAUACCGCUCUCAAUCGCCUCAGUGCACUGAUCCAUUUCUCCAAGUCGAAUGGAUGGGAGUUGAUUAUACGUAUUACAGCAUGGCGACAGCUAUCACUCGUCUUCAUCCAGCUUUCCAUGAUGACAAGUAUCUCCAAGAACUCUGCCUCGAAGAUGCCAGACGCUCUCUCCACGCGUUGAGAGAUAUGCAAAGACAUGGGCUUGAAUCUCACAGGGUCUGGAACGCCUAUUGUCUGUCUAUAACUUGGGUCGUACUCGUGUGUCCUAUUUGCCCCUUUUUGGCUCUCUUUUGUCACAUCAUAGAGACAUCGGCCUCGAGGGAUCUCCUACUCUUGGAGGAAGUGACGCACGGAUUGAUUAUUUUCGAAAAGUUUAGUCUUGCGAUCAUGAACGUGCGGAACUUAUUUCAUACCCUCGUGUGUCUAUGCAAGGAGCAUCUGAAUGGCCGCGAAGGUGUGACAGCUGCUGCAUCUCGCAUUUGA